ACUUAACAACCGAAGUAACCCGCAAUGCGGAAGGGCGAGGGGAUUGCGAGUCACCGAGUUUCCCGCGCGGCUUGAGUCACGGCCUAGAAAGAGAGAUGUUGGGGUUCCCAGGACCAGGACAGAGGUGGUAGUGAACUCUCAUGGGCAUCCAGAGAAGGUCAGGCCCCUUGCUGACAGGCCUAUCUGUGGGGCUACUGCUGCUCUUCAGCUGGGUGACCCUUGUCCAGCCAACCUCUCUCUCAGCUCUGGUCCACCACCCUCACUUGUGCCAGACCACCCGGGAUGUCCAUGGCCGUCACUACCCUGGUUUCUUUUGCCCUCGUCUGUCUGAUUCUCCAGAGGAAGCCUACUGCUGCCACCUGCAGGCUGCAGGGGGCUCCUGCUGCACCCGGGCUGAAUUUGAGGCCCUGUACCAAGUCAAUCUGUCCGCUCUUCCGCCCCCGCCCAUCCUCAGGGGCCCAGGCCCGCUCCUAGUGCUGGGCCUCUACAACCUACUGGUUGUGACCCUGAUGACCGUAGACCUCGUGCACUUCUGCUGCGGUCGGGGCCGGAGUCUGGGCUGGAGCCACCGCAGGCCUCCCUCUGGGUCCUCCGCCGCGAGCUCCCUGCAGGUCUCUGCGGGGACAGCUUAGGUGCGCCCGGAGCUUGCCUGCACCUGCGAUCCAGAGCCAAGCGCCCCGCCCCUGCCCGGGCGCGCUCCCUCCUUAGCCCUGCCCCUCUCUGACCCCACCUCCGACGCAAGAGUGGGGCGGGGCAGCUGCCGGUGGCGUCCCGAACCCAGACUCGCCCCGCCCCAGAGACUGCGCCUGCGCGGGCACGAGACAACCUCUCCGCGAUGACUGUGAGUGGUCCAGGGACCCCCGAGCCCCGGCCGGCCACCCCCGGGGCCAGCUCAGUGGAGCAGCUGCGGAAGGAGGGCAAUGAGCUGUUCAAAUGUGGAGACUACGGGGGCGCCCUGGCGGCCUACACUCAGGCCCUGGGUCUGGACGCGACGCCCCAGGACCAGGCCGUUCUGCACCGGAACCGGGCCGCCUGCCACCUCAAGCUGGAAGAUUACGACAAAGCAGAAACAGAGGCAUCCAAAGCCAUUGAAAAGGAUGGUGGGGAUGUCAAAGCACUCUACCGGCGGAGCCAAGCCCUAGAGAAGCUGGGCCGCCUGGACCAGGCUGUCCUUGACCUGCAGAGAUGUGUGAGCUUGGAGCCCAAGAACAAAGUUUUCCAGGAGGCCUUGCGGAACAUCGGGGGCCAGAUUCAGGAGAAGGUGCGAUACAUGUCCUCGACGGAUGCCAAAGUGGAACAGAUGUUUCAGAUACUGUUGGACCCAGAAGAGAAGGGCACUGAGAAAAAGCAAAAGGCUUCUCAGAACCUGGUGGUGCUGGCCAGGGAGGAUGCUGGAGCGGAGAAGAUCUUCCGGAGUAAUGGGGUUCAGCUCUUGCAACGUUUACUGGACAUGGGAGAGACUGACCUCAUGCUGGCGGCUCUGCGUACGCUGGUUGGCAUUUGCUCUGAGCAUCAGUCACGGACAGUGGCAACCCUGAGCAUACUGGGAACUCGGCGAGUAGUCUCCAUCCUGGGCGUGGAAAGCCAGGCUGUGUCCCUGGCUGCCUGCCACCUGCUGCAGGUUAUGUUUGAUGCCCUCAAGGAAGGUGUCAAAAAAGGCUUCCGAGGCAAAGAAGGUGCCAUCAUUGUGGAUCCUGCCCGGGAGCUGAAGGUCCUCAUCAGUAACCUCUUAGAUCUGCUGACAGAGGUGGGGGUCUCUGGCCAAGGCCGAGACAAUGCCCUGACCCUCCUGAUUAAAGCGGUGCCCCGGAAGUCUCUCAAGGACCCCAACAACAGCCUCACCCUCUGGGUCAUCGACCAAGGUCUGAAAAAGAUUUUGGAAGUGGGGGGCUCUCUACAGGACCCUCCUGGGGAGCUCGCAGUGACCGCAAACAGCCGCAUGAGCGCCUCUAUUCUCCUCAGCAAGCUCUUUGAUGACCUCAAGUGUGAUGCGGAGAGGGAGAAUUUCCACAGACUUUGUGAAAACUACAUCAAGAGCUGGUUUGAGGGCCAAGGGCUGGCCGGGAAGCUACGGGCCAUCCAGACGGUGUCCUGCCUCCUGCAGGGCCCAUGUGACGCUGGCAACCGGGCCUUGGAGCUGAGCGGUGUCAUGGAGAGUGUGAUUGCUCUGUGUGCCUCUGAGCAGGAGGAGGAGCAGCUGGUGGCCGUGGAGGCUCUGAUCCAUGCAGCCGGCAAGGCUAAGCGGGCCUCAUUCAUCACUGCCAAUGGUGUCUCGCUGCUGAAGGACCUAUAUAAGUGCAGCGAGAAGGACAGCAUCCGCAUCCGGGCGCUAGUGGGACUCUGUAAGCUCGGUUCGGCUGGAGGGACUGACUUCAGCAUGAAGCAGUUUGCUGAAGGCUCCACUCUCAAACUGGCUAAGCAGUGUCGAAAGUGGCUGUGCAAUGACCAGAUCGACGCAGGCACUCGGCGCUGGGCAGUGGAGGGCCUGGCUUACCUGACCUUUGAUGCCGACGUGAAGGAAGAGUUUGUGGAGGAUGCGGCUGCUCUGAAAGCUCUGUUCCAGCUCAGCAGGUUGGAGGAGAGGUCAGUGCUCUUUGCGGUGGCCUCAGCGCUGGUGAACUGCACCAACAGCUAUGACUACGAGGAGCCCGACCCCAAGAUGGUGGAGCUGGCCAAGUAUGCCAAGCAGCAUGUGCCCGAGCAGCACCCCAAGGACAAGCCAAGCUUCGUGCGGGCUCGGGUGAAGAAGCUGCUGGCAGCGGGUGUGGUGUCGGCCAUGGUGUGCAUGGUGAAGACGGAGAGCCCUGUGCUGACCAGUUCCUGCAGAGAGCUGCUCUCCAGGGUCUUCUUGGCUUUAGUGGAAGAGGUAGAGGACCGAGGCACUGUGGUUGCCCAGGGAGGCGGCAGGGCGCUGAUCCCGCUGGCCCUGGAAGGCACGGACGUGGGGCAGACAAAGGCAGCCCAGGCCCUUGCCAAGCUCACCAUCACCUCCAACCCGGAGAUGACCUUCCCUGGCGAGCGGAUCUAUGAGGUGGUCCGGCCCCUCGUCUCCCUGUUGCACCUCAACUGCUCAGGCCUGCAGAACUUCGAGGCGCUCAUGGCCCUAACAAACCUGGCUGGGAUCAGCGAGAGGCUCCGGCAGAAGAUCCUGAAGGAGAAGGCUGUGCCCAUGAUAGAAGGCUACAUGUUUGAGGAGCAUGAGAUGAUCCGCCGGGCAGCCACGGAGUGCAUGUGUAACUUGGCCAUGAGCAAGGAGGUGCAGGACCUCUUCGAAGCCCAGGGCAAUGACCGACUGAAGCUGCUGGUGCUGUACAGUGGAGAGGAUGAUGAGCUGCUACAGCGGGCAGCUGCCGGGGGCUUGGCCAUGCUUACCUCCAUGCGGCCCACGCUCUGCAGCCGCAUUCCCCAAGUGACCACACACUGGCUGGAGAUCCUGCAGGCCCUGCUUCUGAGCUCCAACCAGGAGCUGCAGCACCGGGGUGCUGUGGUGGUGCUGAACAUGGUGGAGGCCUCGAGGGAGAUUGCCAGCACCCUGAUGGAGAGUGAGAUGAUGGAGAUCUUGUCAGUGCUAGCUAAGGGUGACCACAGCCCUGUCACAAGGGCUGCUGCAGCCUGCCUGGACAAAGCAGUGGAAUAUGGGCUUAUCCAACCCAACCAAGAUGGAGAGUGAGGGGGUUGUCCCUGGGCCCAAGGCUCAUGCACACGCUACCUAUUGUGGCACGGAGAGUAAGGACGGAAGCAGCUUUGGCUGGUGGUGGCUGGCAUGCCCAAUACUCUUGCCCAUCCUCGCUUGCUGCCCUAGGAUGUCCUCUGUUCUGAGUCAGCGGCCACGUUCAGUCACACAGCCCUGCUUGGCCAGCACUGCCUGCAGCCUCACUCAGAGGGGCCCUUUUUCUGUACUACUGUAGUCAGCUGGGAAUGGGGAAGGUGCAUCCCAACACAGCCUGUGGAUCCUGGGGCAUCUGGAAGGGCGCACACAUCAGCAGCCUCACCAGCUGUGAGCCUGCUAUCAGGCCUGCCCCUCCAAUAAAAGUGUGUAGAACUCCA
This is a messenger RNA of Homo sapiens (human), 4047 nucleotides long. RefSeq names its product unc-45 myosin chaperone A (gene UNC45A). Gene Ontology annotation, molecular function: Hsp90 protein binding. The transcript is spliced from 23 exons. NCBI's taxonomy places the organism in Eukaryota, Metazoa, Chordata, Mammalia, Primates, Hominidae. The record is from RefSeq and is a predicted model, not a curated record. Gene Ontology annotation, cellular component: cytoplasm; nucleus; perinuclear region of cytoplasm. The coding region runs from base 836 to 3670 and encodes 944 amino acids.